GUGCUUUUGGGAAUGGACCGGCUUAUGCUGUUGGAAUUGUUAACAUCAUAAAGGCCUUCUAUGGAAGGAAGAUCUCCUUCUUGGCUGGUUGGCUUCUUAUCAUAACUACUCAGGUUUUGGGUUACGGUUGGGCUGGGCUAUUAAGGAAGUAUGUGGUGGAGCCAGCUCAUAUGUGGUGGCCCAGUACCCUGGUCCAGAUAUCACUAUUCCGAUGAAGGCAAAGGAACAGAGGAUGGCAAUGACACAAAGAAGCAAAUGUCGCGAUCAAAAAUUUUCGUGAUUGCACUCACCUGUAGUUUCUUAUGGUACUUGGUUCCUGGUUACUUCUUCUCGGCCUUACAAAGCAUCGCAUGGGUGUGCUGGGCAUUUCCCAAAUCAGUCACUGCCCACCAGCUCGGUUCGGGUUUGUCUGGUCUAGGACUCGGAGCCUUCACAUUAGACUGGACAGUGGUGGCUUCCUUCCUGUUCAGCCCUCUCAUCUGUCCGUUUUUCGCCAUUGCCAAUGUCUUUGUAGGCUAUUUCUUUAUACUCUACGUAGUCAUUCCCACAGCCUACUGGGGGAUAAAUGUGUACAACGCCAAAAACUUCCCCAUAUAUUCAGCAGACUUGUUCACUGCAGAAGGCCAGUUGUAUAACAUAACAGCUAUUGUUAAUAAGAAGUUCGAGAUAGAUAUGGUGGAGUAUGAUAAACAAGGAAGAGUCAAUUUGAGUACGUUCUUCGCUCUUAGCUAUGGAUUUGGAUUCGCCACCAUUGCAUCUACACUUACUCAUGUGGCCUUGUUUUAUGGAAGGGAGAUUUAUGAUCGAACCAGAGCUUCUUCCAAGAAGAAGGAGGACGCGCACACAAGAUUGAUGAAGAACUACGAGGACAUAACUUCGUGGUGGUUUUACUUGCUUCUCGCAGUGACGAUUGCGGUGUCUCUUGCACUCUGCAUCUUUUUAAAGAAGGAGGUUCAGAUGCCUUGGUGGGGGCUUCUGUUUGCAGCUGCCCUUGCCUUCAUGUUUACCCUCCCCAUCAGCAUCAUUACCGCCACCACAAAUCAGACACCAGGGCUGAAUAUCAUCACAGAGUACAUUAUGAGAGUAAUAUUACCCGGACGACCUAUAGCCAAUGUCUGCUUUAAGACCUAUGGAUAUAUGAGCAUGACACAGGCAAUCUCCUUUCUCAGUGAUUUCAAGCUAGGCCAUUACAUGAAGAUUCCCCCAAGAUCAAUGUUUAUAGUUCAGUUCCUUGGAACCAUCAUUGCAGGAACUAUCAAUAUGAGUGUUGCGUGGUGGCUUUUGAACACGGUUACAGAUAUAUGCCACAAGGAAGUUCUUCCAGAAAACAGUCCUUGGACAUGCCCCAACGACCGUGUCUUCUUUGAUGCAUCUGUCAUCUGGGGUCUGGCAGGACCUAGGCGAAUUUUCGGCCCUCUUGGCAACUAUGCAGCUCUUAACUGGUUCUUCCUUGGAGGAUUGUUGGGACCAGUUGCAGUAUGGCUCGCGCACAAGGCUUUCCCCAACCAAUCUUGGAUUCCCCUCAUUAACCUUCCAGUACUCCUCGGAGCAACUGCUUAUAUGCCACCGGCAACAGCAUUGAACUACAAUUCUUGGAUAUUGGUCGGGACGAUCUUCAACUUCUUUGUCUUCAGGUACAGGAAGAAAUGGUGGCAGAGAUAUAACUAUAUUCUUUCAGCAGCUUUGGAUGCCGGGGUGGCUUUCAUGGCGGUUCUGCUUUACUUCACCACGGGCUUGGAGGACAAAAGUAUAAACUGGUGGGGUAACGAUAAGAGUAACUCUGAACAUUGUGCUCAGGCAUCAUGCCCACCAGCCAAGGGCAUAGCAGUGGACGGUUGCCCUAUAUUUUAAGAUGCCAAUAUUUGUCUAAAACCUUAUCUGAAUUUUUUUUUUUUUUUUUUUAUUUAUUAUUAUUUUUUUUUUAUGACAUGGGAACCUCAGAAUUACCGGUACUUUGGACUUGUAGCUGCCGGGACCGUCCACAAACCACGCUUAUCGGUUAAGUCCGGAGUUGCUGCCAUUGGUAGUUUAAGGUUGCAGAAGGUUCACAUUGUCUAAAAUAGAAUCAAAUACAUCACUGUUGAAAGUUGGUUGUGCUGAAUACAUCAUUCUGUUCUGAAA
This is a messenger RNA of Cornus florida, 2121 nucleotides long. RefSeq names its product oligopeptide transporter 4-like. Gene Ontology annotation, molecular function: oligopeptide transmembrane transporter activity. Gene Ontology annotation, biological process: transmembrane transport. The record is from RefSeq and is a predicted model, not a curated record. The coding region runs from base 151 to 1851 and encodes 566 amino acids. Lineage: Eukaryota; Viridiplantae; Streptophyta; Magnoliopsida; Cornales; Cornaceae. The transcript has 6 exons.